UUCAUAUUUUCUAAAUCAUCCUCUUCUUGUGGUACUCCAAAAUGGCCGUAGCUCUUACAGUUAGCAAAAGCCUGCUGUUAGUCAUCACUUGGGCUGGAAUUUUAGCCGGGCUGAUACUGGAAUUCGUCAUGGCUCAGAAUCCACCGUCAUCAUCGUCAUCAGUGGCUGAUAUAGUUACACAAUCAUUCUUUGAUGAGAUAAUCAAUCAGGCUGACGCAAGCUGUGCCGGCAAUAGCUUCUAUACGCGUGCUGCAUUCCUCAGUUCACUUGAUUCGUAUUCUAGCUUUGGUACGACCGGAACAACUGAUGACCAAAAACGUGAGAUUGCUGCCCUUUUUGCGCAUGUAACACAUCAGACUGGAUCAGACUUCUGUUACAUAGAAGAGAUAAAUGGUUCUUCUCACAAUUACUGCGAUAGUUCAAACACACAGUAUCCAUGCGUCCCUGGCAAGCAGUACUAUGGCCGUGGACCACUCCAGCUAACGUGGAAUUAUAAUUAUGGGGCUGCAGGAAACAGUAUUGGCUUUGAUGGGCUAAAUUCUCCUGAAACUGUGGCCAAUGAUGUUCUGAUUUCGUUCAAGACAGCAAUGUGGUUCUGGAUGAACAAUUGCCAUUCAAUCAUAACUUCUGGUCAAGGGUUUGGAGCAACGAUACAAGCCAUCAAUGGUGCAAUUGAAUGCAACGGUAUGAGCCCAAUAAGUGUGCAAGCUCGAAUUCAGUAUUAUCAGGACUACUGUGAUCAAUUUGGUGUGUCACCUGGCGACAACCUUACUUGUUAAUAUAGUAUGUCUUUUGUACUAGUCUAAUUUCCUUUCCCGGGAAGAGGGAAAACAACAAGAAUAAAGUGUUAGUCGUAAUCCAAGGUGACAACAUUAGUUGUAUUAUUUUUCAUGUAUUAUUUUUCAAGAUAAGAAAGAUUAUUG
Messenger RNA from Macadamia integrifolia, 923 nucleotides. Its product is annotated as endochitinase EP3-like. The transcript has 2 exons. The record is from RefSeq and is a predicted model, not a curated record. NCBI's taxonomy places the organism in Eukaryota, Viridiplantae, Streptophyta, Magnoliopsida, Proteales, Proteaceae. Gene Ontology annotation, molecular function: chitinase activity. The coding region runs from base 42 to 779 and encodes 245 amino acids. Gene Ontology annotation, biological process: cell wall macromolecule catabolic process; carbohydrate metabolic process; chitin catabolic process.